Molecule: messenger RNA, 6079 nt
Organism: Drosophila melanogaster (fruit fly)
Lineage: Eukaryota; Metazoa; Arthropoda; Insecta; Diptera; Drosophilidae
Gene: par-1
Product: par-1
Exons: 16
Coding region: 945-3800 (951 amino acids)
Cellular component (GO): plasma membrane; cell cortex
Molecular function (GO): protein kinase activity; transferase activity; protein serine/threonine kinase activity
Source: RefSeq, marked reviewed
CCGUAUCGUAAUGUGAAUUUUUUUGAGAGACCGAGACGUACAUACUUUUGUUGCUGCCAAAGUGGAUGUGGACGGAGGAAAAUAGUAAUAUUUAACUGCGUUGCGGGAGCGGGACAAUCGUCGUUUGCCAAUUGCGGCCACCGCUUAUGUCGGCUAAUCGGCUAUCAAUAAUAUUAGUAAUCGUAUCAAUAUCAAGUUACCCAUUACCCAUCGCGGAUACACAUUAGUUUUGCGAAGGGCAGAGCAGCGCAGAGCAUAUAGCGAAUAUUUCCAUUUGUUGCCAACAAGACUGUCGUUGUUGUUGUUAUUAUUGUGGCUUUUCAGUGACUGGGGAGAGCAGUGGGGGUGCGUUCGUAAUCCUUGUGAAAAAUCGGUGACCGUUCUUCUUAAAAAAAAAGCGAAAGAAAAAACCAUCGCGAUAAGAAAAUAUAAGAAAGAAAAAUCUGAUUGAAAACCAAAGAGCUGCUGCUACUGCUGCUGUGCGAGUGAGAGCGGUCGAGAGGUAGCUAGUGAGCGAGUGAGAAAGCUAUGUAUUGCAUUUGCAUUUCGUUGUGUGUGUCGUCGUUUUCGUUCGGUAAAAGUCGGUAAAAAGCAGAGCCUUUCCAAACCUAACCACUUUCGGGUAAACGGAAUCGGAAAAGGAACUGGGAAAAUCGAAAGAAAUUAAAUAAUAAUAUGCGUUACAUCGAUGGCAACAACAACAACAACAGCAGCGACCAUCAGCUAGCGACUCCUCUCUGAGCGAGAGAGCUAAUAGCUUUUCAGCUUUAGCUUUUCUUGGGCCAAUCGGAAAUUGUAUUUCAUUGAUGUGAAGGAGUACCACGGAUGAUAGAAACCCAUUGGGCAUUUGACUACUUUUAAGCACCGAAACCUGAAAGACUCCCGAAAAUACUCGAAUCUCACGUGCAGAAUCUCUAAGAAUCCCUAUUGGACUGUUUAAAAAUAUGUCGACAGCAAUGCGCACCACACUGCAGUCAGUUCCUGAGGCCCUGCCAGCGGAUAGCGUGUCCAAUGGCACAGCAUCCAAUGUAGCAGCACCGGCGGCGCCAGUAUCGAGCGCAACAAACGCGGUGCCACCACUGGCCGCCGUCUCCAGCACAACCGCCACCUACGCCACCAACUCGAUCAGCACAUCCUCGCAUUCGGUCAAGGAUCAGCAGCAGCAACAGCAGCAGCAGCAGCAUGAUUCGGCCAAUGCAAACAUUGUGUCACUGCCACCAACGACAACGCCAGUCGCCAACACUAACACAAUGAUGCCCAUUGUAACGUCCUCGAAUUCGGCCACCAGCAAUAGCACUGCGGCCACGCCCACGCCGGCCUCGGGGGCGGCAGCGACAGGUGGAGUGGGAUCUGUUUCCCAGGGUCCAGCGACCGUUUCGGCGUCAGCGGCCAACACCAAUCACUCGCACCAGCACAGCCACCAACACCACCACCAUGUGGCCAACAACAUGACCACCGACGGUGCCCGCUUGUCCAGCAACAAUUCGGCGGUGGUGGCGAGCUCAGCGAUUAACCACCACCAUCACCACACCCCCGGCAGUGGAGUGGCGCCCACCGUCAACAAGAACGUGCUUAGCACCCACUCGGCUCAUCCCUCCGCGAUCAAGCAACGAACCUCGUCCGCCAAGGGUUCGCCUAACAUGCAAAUGCGGAGUAGUGCUCCUAUGCGAUGGCGUGCUACUGAGGAGCAUAUUGGCAAAUACAAACUCAUAAAGACGAUCGGCAAGGGCAAUUUUGCCAAGGUGAAACUAGCGAAACACCUGCCCACUGGCAAGGAGGUCGCCAUCAAGAUAAUUGACAAGACCCAACUCAAUCCUGGGUCACUACAGAAACUCUUUAGAGAGGUUAGAAUAAUGAAGAUGCUGGAUCACCCCAACAUAGUUAAAUUGUUCCAAGUAAUCGAAACGGAGAAGACGCUCUAUCUGAUCAUGGAGUACGCAUCUGGCGGAGAAGUCUUCGACUACCUGGUUCUCCACGGACGCAUGAAGGAGAAGGAGGCGCGAGUUAAGUUUCGACAAAUCGUCUCAGCCGUGCAAUAUUGUCAUCAAAAAAGAAUAAUUCACAGGGACUUAAAAGCUGAAAACCUUUUGCUGGACAGCGAACUGAACAUCAAAAUCGCUGACUUUGGCUUUUCGAACGAGUUCACACCCGGCUCAAAGCUGGACACGUUCUGCGGUAGCCCGCCAUAUGCGGCACCGGAGCUGUUUCAGGGCAAAAAGUACGACGGACCGGAGGUCGAUGUUUGGUCGCUGGGCGUCAUCCUGUAUACGUUAGUGAGCGGUUCCCUGCCCUUCGACGGCUCCACCUUGAGGGAGUUGCGUGAACGCGUGCUCAGAGGCAAAUAUAGAAUUCCCUUCUAUAUGUCGACUGACUGCGAAAACUUGCUCCGCAAAUUCUUAGUACUGAAUCCCGCAAAGCGUGCUAGUCUGGAAACAAUCAUGGGCGACAAGUGGAUGAACAUGGGGUUUGAGGAGGACGAACUCAAGCCCUAUAUUGAGCCCAAAGCCGAUUUAGCCGAUCCCAAGCGGAUAGGUAAGACGGAAGCUCUAGUCGCGAUGGGCUACAAUCGAUCGGAGAUCGAGGCUUCGCUCUCCCAGGUGCGCUACGACGAUGUUUUCGCCACAUAUUUGCUGCUGGGUCGCAAGAGUACAGACCCGGAAAGUGACGGAUCGCGGUCUGGCUCCUCGCUCUCACUGCGCAACAUCUCGGGUAAUGAUGCGGGCGCCAAUGCUGGUAGUGCGAGUGUUCAGAGUCCCACGCACAGAGGAGUCCACAGGAGCAUAUCGGCGUCUAGCACGAAGCCAAGUCGCCGAGCCUCGUCUGGUGCGGAAACUUUGCGUGUUGGACCGACAAAUGCGGCAGCAACAGUUGCGGCGGCCACGGGAGCCGUUGGUGCGGUUAAUCCAAGCAAUAACUACAAUGCUGCAGGAUCAGCGGCGGAUCGAGCAUCAGUUGGCAGCAACUUUAAGCGACAGAACACAAUCGACUCGGCUACGAUUAAGGAGAACACAGCGCGACUGGCCGCUCAAAAUCAGAGACCCGCUUCGGCCACACAAAAGAUGCUCACCACGGCAGACACCACACUGAACAGUCCCGCCAAGCCGCGAACGGCAACGAAGUACGAUCCGACGAAUGGCAAUCGCACGGUCAGCGGCACAAGUGGCAUCAUUCCACGUCGCUCCACCACGCUUUAUGAAAAGACUUCGUCGACGGAGAAAACCAACGUUAUUCCUGCAGAGACAAACAGUGGAUCGGCAGCUCCCGCUGGAAAAGGUCAUACCAAAAGCGCGUCUGUCUCGAGCCCUCGCCCCUCUACAGACGGCUGCGUCUCGGUCUCAAAUGACCCGCUCGGAACGAGAGCACGAAACAACACAGCGCUGGAAUACUCGGGCACCAGCGGUGCCUCCGGCGACUCCUCCCAUCCGGGUCGCAUGAGCUUCUUCUCCAAACUCUCCUCACGUUUUAGCAAACGUCCCACAAUCGCAGACGAGGCGGCUAAGCCACGAGUUCUACGAUUCACAUGGUCAAUGAAAACCACAUCGCCCCUGAUGCCCGAUCAGAUAAUGCAAAAGAUCAGGGAGGUGCUGGACCAGAAUAAUUGCGACUACGAACAGCGGGAAAGAUUCGUCCUGUGGUGCGUGCAUGGAGAUCCCAAUACGGACUCACUGGUGCAAUGGGAAAUAGAAGUGUGCAAGCUGCCACGACUCUCUCUGAAUGGAGUGCGCUUCAAGCGAAUUUCCGGCACCAGCAUUGGCUUCAAGAACAUUGCGUCGCGCAUUGCUUUUGACCUCAAGCUGUGACUUAACCAAACGAACAACGAGGGGAAUGCGGCCGCCACCGCCUCGCGGCCCACUGAUCCAACUGACACCAUGACCACCACCAAUUGUCGGAGGCCUAGCAACGACAGCACCUCCCGGCUGUCGGAGCUCUCUCUUCUAUGCCGCUCACUAACCAGCCAGCAGGGCUCCCAGCGGCGUAAGAAGAGCAGGCUGUCCACAGGUGGUAGCGAGGAUCAGAAAAAAUCGAACUCGUUGCUGUCGGCGUUCCAAAUGUACUCUCCCUUCAGUUCCAAGGAGAAUAUGCAGUCCAGCGAGGAGGUUGAAGAUCUACACGUGAUUGACACACAGCCAGGUCACUCCGUGGAUGUGCCACUCUUCGCUGACUUUAGCCCAAUAAAUCCGAUUAUGGAAGAGGAUGCUGAGGGCGUUGAAGGCGGCAAAACCAGUGAAGCCAAAGUCAUUAGUGGUGGCAGUGGGCAAAAGGUCAAAGGCGAUGGCGGUGGCGGUGGUGGGGGCAAUCGAUUGAAGAGGAACAUCAAGCACACCGGGAGCCUGAUUGUGCGCAAACUAACUGCCGGAAGGCACAAUGAUGCGGACAAGAAGGGUGCGAUUAGGAAGAAGGAUAAGGAGCAGCAGGAGGUGGCGGACACGGAUAAGGAGAGACCAACCAGCAAGCCGGAGGGCAAGGUAGCCAUGCUGCGCACCACAACCCUCUAAUGGAAUGGAACGAGGGCGUGGCAUGAGCAGUUUGUAUCUAUUGAAUGAGUGAAUAUGAAGGCAAUGCGGCGAAUACCCUGCUGGAAUCUCAAGAAAUAAUUAAUGUUAGCAUCUCUCCGUAGAUCGAACGUAUUGAUAUAUUACUACACAUUACAAUCAAGCAGACAAACUCCUCUAUCUAUCCACACUGACAUGCAUUAGCACCCGCAUAGAUACGCACAUAUUUACAUACGUUAUUUAUUAGGAACCUAGUUAAUGGGCCAGCAAUAUAUGUCAUCGCGCAGCUUGCAAGAUGGAACAGAAGUGAAUAUAUAAGGGUAACAAACACACCACUCAAUAAAACCGUAACAAUAAAUAUUAACAAGAAACCAAUCAACGCUCUAUAAACUGCAUUUAUGUGUCGAUAUCCAGUAAUCAAUUUGCUUGGCAAACAAACGAUCAAAGAACACAAACUCAUAGAUAUCCGACUCGGGUUGUUUCUUCAUUAAAUUGCACUUUCAAGAAAGUCGUCUGUGGCAGCACGUAGCGAUAGUGUCGUGGUGUGAUUAGUUCAUGAUAUCUCAUUCUACUCUAUUGAAGUGUGCCCAAUAGCAACGCCCCGAACAUCUAUUGUAAUUAUUAUACCCGUGCUCGAAUAUGUAGUUGGUACUUAUACAUGAAAUUUUUGUUAAUUUCCCUCUAUUUGAACAGUUCAUAGAACACACAGACAGCAAAUGUAUGUAUACUAUUAUUAAGGCUUCAGGAUUACUAACAACACCACUCCGAGACAAGUAACAAUGCGAUGCAAUGAUGGCCAAUGUUACCUAGUUUCCAGCAAGUUCACUUAGCCCCGAGGAAAAGACGAGCCAGUGGUUUUUAGGGCCGUUCUACAUGCAAUUGUUGAAUGUUUCUAAAACAUACCUUAGGGAGGAGCGAUCUCAAGUGAGAUGUAGAAAAGAAAAAGACGACCAUUUAUCUAAGUUGUGGAGGCUCAAAAAACAGUCUAUAUAUAUAUACCAAAACAUAUACAAAGUUGCACAUCAAGUUGUCUUCAUCAUGAUUGUGACGCAUUUCUGUAAUUCUUAACUUUCGAGAAAAGCAUGCAUCGUUUUAUAUAUUUGUUGUUAAAUGACAGCUAAUUGAAACUUAUUAAUAAUUACUAGGACUAGGCAAGAACGCGCAUGAACCCACAUACAUAGGUAUAUAAUACGUGCAUAAAUAUAUAAAGCAAGCAGCUUAUUACAUAUACACCAAGAGCUAUCCUUAGUAGAUCGGCGGACUACCUUUACUAAAGGAGACACAUAUACUUCACAUAACUUCACCCCUUCUUUGUUUUUUUGUUGUCAGCAAUCUGCGGUCAGUAAUAUAAAUCGGCGCACCCAGAUCCACAUUGCACAAUAGCUAGAUGUAUACUUAUUUCUGAUAUUUAUUUUGAUUUACAAACGGUUGAGUUAAUGUAAAACAAUGCAAAAUGAUUGAGAACACCAUUAAAUCAGUUAUGAUAAAGCCGAUUAUAGAAUUUACGAAUAAUCAUGUUGUAAGAAUAUCUGAUAUACAUACAUACAUAGAUGUUUUAAUUAAUAAAUAAAAAAUGGCAUAACUAU